Pungitius pungitius (ninespine stickleback) is the source of this 1758-nucleotide messenger RNA. RefSeq names its product ribosomal RNA processing 36 (gene rrp36). Gene Ontology annotation, cellular component: nucleolus; 90S preribosome. The record is from RefSeq and is a predicted model, not a curated record. The transcript is spliced from 8 exons. Lineage: Eukaryota; Metazoa; Chordata; Actinopteri; Perciformes; Gasterosteidae. Gene Ontology annotation, biological process: maturation of SSU-rRNA from tricistronic rRNA transcript (SSU-rRNA, 5.8S rRNA, LSU-rRNA). Bases 125 to 1189 code for a protein of 354 amino acids.
AAAACUCUUAUUUUGAAACCGGAAAUGCUCCUUCCAUCUUCCUGGAGUGAAACUCGUAACACACGUGGAUAACAGAGCUCAACACAACAGGACUUUACGUUGAAUAACUCAAUAAGCGGCCGCCAUGAAGGGGAAAGAGAAGCAGCAGCAGCGAGAGAUGACCGUGUCAAAGAAGAAGAAGAACGUGGCGCCGAGCAGCAGCAGCAGCGAUGAUGAAGAAGACUCCGACGCAGAGAGGAACUACGCUCUGCUCACUGGAAGAGGACGAGGAGCUGAGGGGGCGGAGCCAGAUGUCUGUGACGAGGACAAAGAGGGGUCUGAUGGCGGCACCGAGGAGGAGGAGGAGGAAGGAGGUGAGGAGGGACCAGAUGGCGACGAGGGACCAUCUAACAGCGGCGAAGCAGAUGGGGAGGAGGACGACGAGGACAGCGGCGACGAGGACAGCGAGGCCUCAGAGGACGGCGCGGACGGCGAUCCGGGGGACGCCGGCGGUAGCGGUGAGAUCCGGACGGCGGACGACAUUAAGAAAGAACUCUCCAACAUGUCCUUCGAGGACGUCAUGAAGCUGCAGAGCAGAGUGGGGACCAAAGUUUACAACGAGCUGGCGUACGGCGGCGGCGGCGGCAGCAAGAGCCGAGGGGCCGCCAGACAGAAACGGCUGAACAAGAACAGGCCGAUGGAGAUUUCAUCCAAGAGGCGGGCUCCCUUCCUCCGUCAGGUCGUCUCCGUCAAGAAGCCGACGCAGAGAGAUCCCCGAUUUGACGACCUGUCGGGAGAAUACAAACCGGAGAUUUUUGAGAAGACGUUUAAAUUCAUCAACGACAUCAAGCUCCGAGAGAGAGAGAUCAUCGCGAAGAAGCUGAAGAAGUCCAAGAACAGCGAGAACAAGGAGAAACUGCAGUUCCUCCUGAAGAGGAUGGACAACCAGGAGCGAGCGAGGCAGAGCCGAGAGCAGCAGAGAGAGAGAGAGCUGCGGUUCAAGAGGGAGCAGAGAGAGCGAGCCAAUCAGGGCGAGCGGCCGUACUUCCUCAAGAACUCUGAGAAGAAGAAGCUGCAGCUGGCCGAGAAAUUCCAGGAGCUCAAGAAGAGCGGCAAGCUGGAGAACUUCCUGAGCAAGAAGAGGAAGAGGAACGCCGGAAAGGACCGCAGGAAGCUUCCCAGACAGCUGCUGAACAGCAACAGCCAGUGACACAGAAGCAGCAGCAGCAGCAGCUGGAUGUAAUGAGACUGCGAUGACUCGUCUCGGCCUGCUGGUGGCGCCGCGGUCUGUUCGACGAAGGGCCGAGUUCUUUGGAGUUAAAUGACCUUUUACUGUAAAAAAAUAUUUCUGGACUUUCCAUCGCCUCUCGCGGGGGCCUCUGUAGGCGAGGGCCGUUUCCUCGGUUGCCGUGGAGAUGGCUGCGAGUGGAAGAAACAAAGAGCGAGAAAGUGGAUUUCUGCCUUGAAGAAAUGAAUCAAAACUAUCCGUCGCCUGGAAGCAGGAAACUGCAGAUGAACAAUGGCCUGUUUGUGACGUGCUCAGUUUGUACCUCGAGGGGUUAAAGGGCCUUUUUGGGCCAAUUCAUUUUAAGAAAUAAAAAAUAAUGAGUGUCACAUUUGACACAUUUUGGUAUAAAAACAAGAAGAAUUCUUAAACAGUUAAAGCAUCAGCUAUGAUGCAGAUUAAAAUGAAACGCCUAGUUUUGCUUUGAGUGUGCGAUAGAGGGACUUUAUUAAUAAAGUGUUUGAUAACAGAAGAGCUGUUUUAUGAGUGUGUUU